GACGGGGCGAGAUGGAAGGAAUUGGGUGUAUUGAAUAUCAAUUAUCCCAAACACCUUUGGCUGAAGACUCUAUCAUAGUUUGGUCCUCGAAUGCAGGUCGCUGAUAAGCCUUGAUCUCAUGUAGUAAUGACCUUUAACAAGGUUCCAGUAGCUCGCAAUUCAAUGUGAGGCAAUUCCCAGUCUCUCAAAACUUCGAAUAUGAGACUGACGAUGGAAUUGUCUCUGAUCCCCUCUUCAGCGGCCGCCUGCUUCCAUCAUCUUCAAGGCGAGAUGAGGUUUCAUACCGUUUUUGCGGACGUCUGCACUUUUUUAGCAUUAGAAUAAAAGUUAUUACUAUAUGAAUCAGAGGAAUUAAGGAACAGAUCCAAGCACUUCGUUGUAUACGUACUGAUUGAACCCUCCCAUGUCAAAGGCCUACGCGCAUCGAUUGCCAAUUACGUAACUAUAUCAGGUGAUCGUGUCUUUCCCAUUCUCUGCGCGUCCGUCUUUCAGCAAGCAACGAGUGGUUCGCUCGGCCAGCCCACUGAUGACCGUGAAAACUAUCCUAUUCGACGGGAUUUUGAACCACGAGCGGAUGCAGAUGACACCCGGCCUCGAAUGCGCGAUAGGCCAUCACAGUAACGAUCGGUCACCUGAUAAGUAGUCGCGCAAUACUCCUGAUUCUCCACCAUGCCCUCUGGGACCAUAGAUUGGGACAAACACCGCGAAGACUUCGAGCGGGACGGCUUCACCAUCAUCCCCGGCCUCAUAUCUGCUGGGGACCUGCCGCGCCUGGAGGAAGCGUGCGCGGACAUCGUGGCCCAGACGCGGGCGGGAUCGUGGCCUUAUCGGCGCGUGGUCGGGAAACAGUUCCCUCCAUACGGCGACGACGAUCCUGACUCUUGGGGUGUCCAGCAUGUCAUGAAUCCGAGACUGGGGCCUGCGGCGGGUGUCCUGGCUCGGUGGUAUACCUCGCAGCGCCUGAUAGAUGCGGUCACUGAGCUUCUCGGGUGUCCGGAAGAGUCUCUACAGAUGGAGUUAUUCAACUUGUUGAUCAACCCAACUGCGCACGAUUUUGCAUUGAGCUGGCACCGCGACGACGUGAAGAGCGAGGCGUCGGAGGCUGACGAACAGGUUGCGUUGGAUGCGUGGAAGCCGCAUGGGAUUCAAUGGAAUACUGCGCUCUACGAGGACUCGUGUCUGUUCGUCGUCCCCGGCUCACACAAGAUUCCCCGGACCCCUGAGCAGAGGCUUCAGUCUCUGGGACACGAUGCGCCUCUGGAUCCUCUGGGCAUGCCCAAUUCGAUCCGAGUCACACUCAAACCGGGCGAAACGGUGUUCUACAACCAGAACAUCCUCCACUGUGCGUCGUACAGCUCAAAAGCCCCGCGCGUGACCCUUCAUGCGUGCAUGGGGAACAUCGCAGGGGGAUUCGUUCGCGCGAGGAACAUACUGCAGCACGGCCUAGCGUGGAUGAAGGAGCCGGCGUUUAUGGAUGGUUUGGACGAUCGCGGCAAGGUGAUGCUGAGGCGACUUCUGGCGCUGUAUGAUGCGGUUGGGGCGAAGCCGGUCGAAUACUCACUGAACGGGUAACGGGACUCAAUUGAAUCUACCCAAGAUAUCCACUACUGAGCAGUCCCAUGCCGAGCACCAAUCCGGCCACCUUCCAUCUCCCGACACCACCGAGGGACGAUGAGGCUGCGCUCACUUCUGCCGUGGCACAGAUCGACGACGCGUUCAUGUGCCCAACGCAGUCCUGGAACACCGCGGAGGUGUUGGGCUGGAACGAGCCAAAGUUGUAAGGACACCCGCACGUGCUGUUGGCGAAGCCAGGUGUGCUGCCGACCGUGGCACAGCAUGCAUCAAGAGCUGGGAGAAGCGAGGUGGUGCAGCCUGCGGUGCACGUAGACGGACGGAUCAGAAACACAACAUCUGAGCACCUGGCAGCGCACGCACCGAAGUACCCGCCUGAUAGUACCCCAGAGCCAUAGCCUGUGAAGGAAGCAGAAGCGCAACCACUGGGCAAGGGUGCGGUGGACGAGGCAGAUGGCGACGCCGCCGAUGUGGAAGGAAUAUGUGACGUGAUCGAGGCUGAGGAUACAUUCGACGGCCUCGCUGAGUGAGACGAGCUAAUCGAGGGCGAAGGGAACGAAGUAACCGACGACGAGUGCAGGCUGGACAUGGCUGUUGCUCCGACGGGUGCACAUCGGACGAGCGCGCCCUAUACAUACUAAGUAUGCUUGCUGGGAUCAUGCGCCCAGGACAGUUGGCAUCGAUCAUCGGCAGUGAAGCUGUGUUGCCCGUGUUUCAUGUGUAUCACGCAGACUUGAGCCCAGGCUGUUAGUACUGAAUAGAAGGGGGCAGAGAGCGAGCGAGGCUGCAGCAGUUUCCGUGGGUUCUGAUUUUCGGUACUGUGGUAGAUGAAUUGAUUGUGGCCUUGGCUGGCUUGGCUGGAUGUGAACCAACGGCGGUUCACAGCAUGAGGAGAGUAAAGCUCUUCAGGUGCGACAGUACCACAUUGCGUAUGACGAAAGGACCACCGUUGGAUCGAAGAGAACGACUGCCGGCCUAUGUCCUGAUGGCAUCACCAGCUCUUUCUGGCUGUGCUCUUUUCCUGCGAGCACAACGAGACCUGAUCUGCCCAAUCGACAUGCCUUUCGACAUCCACUACGUGCUCUUCGACAUGGAUGGCCUCCUGAUCGAUUCCGAGUCCAUCUACACCCAAGUGACCAACAAGAUCCUCGAGCCGUACGGCGAGGUGAUGACCUGGGACAUCAAAGCGGGGUGCAUGGGCAAGCCCGAGCGCGCCGCGGCGGAGCAUCUGCUUGGCAGUUUCCCGGGCAUCGCGCUUACGACGGAGGAGUACCUCCGCCAGCGCAACGCACUGCAGGACACGCUGUGGCCGACCGUGGCCUUGCUUCCAGGGGCCGAGAAACUGGUGCGGCACCUGAAGGCGCACGGGAUCCCCAUGGCGGUCGCCACGGGGUCGAAGCGCCGCAACUUCGAGCUCAAGACGGGGCAUCUGGGGCACCUGUUUGGGCUGUUCGAGGGUGUGAUCUGCGGCGACGACGCCGCAGGCGCUAUCCGUGGCAAGCCGGCGCCGGAUGUGUUUCUCGUCGCGGCGCGGGAGGUGCUGGGGCGGGACGUCGGGCCGAACCGCGGGGCGUCUGCGGUGUCUCCGGAGCAGCAGAUGGAGCGCGCUCGAGGGUUGGUGUUUGAGGACGCUCAAUCUGGGAUGCAGGCUGGCAAACGUGCUGGGAUGAAAGUCGUCUGGGUGCCAGAUCCAAAUCUGCUGGAUGUCCCACUGGAUGGUGAUGAACGGGCGGACAAGGUGUUGGUCUCUUUGGAAGAUUUUGUACCCGAGGAGUGGGGUCUUCCUCCGUAUUGAGGGCACCGUGACGGGUGUUUCUGCCUGCGCGGUCGCGAACCUUAGACAGCAGAUACCCCUACUACUAUACAGGUUACAUGUUAACAUGUACGCUGUGGAUGGUCAGAUACUCCAUCGUUGUUUCGUGAGGAUGUUCCUACAAGUAGUGAAACGUAAACUGCUGCGCACAGCUUACUUACCCAGGCAUGGACGGUAUCAAUCCGGUCUACCACAGCAGUCUACCAAGUCAUCAAUCCUCUGCGUGUACAGCAUGAGAGAUGGAAGUAUCGGCAGAGUAUCAUCUGAGUCCUUGAAAUUCUCGAGAACAUCGUUUGCCAAGUGCGAAGCAACUUGAGAACAGAUUGGGUCCGCCACGUGGACCGUCUCGUCAGUGGUGUCCGUGAAUGGCCGGACUGCUGUCACGCAAGAAGUUCUCCCCAGUCGCCGACCGUGACGGAUGCCCCGCUCACUCGCAUACAUGCACUUCAUUUUCCGUCGCGGACCGGUACAAUGAAGAGAGCCUGUCACACAUGAACGACCGAGUCCGGUUGCCAUGGCGCGGCGCCGCUAUAGCCAUUGUGGACCGGCGGGAGCCCAACAUUACCGAUACUCGAUGGGGCAUCGCAGUAAGGUCGACGACAAAGGACAUGGUCUGUUUCGACCGAUCGAUCGAUCGGGUGUGCUGGGGUCCUGGCACUCCGUGACUUGAGGACGUGUAUGUGCUUACUCGAAGCCUCCGA
Molecule: messenger RNA, 4086 nt
Organism: Mycena citricolor
Lineage: Eukaryota; Fungi; Basidiomycota; Agaricomycetes; Agaricales; Mycenaceae
Source: the annotation of a GenBank genome assembly